Messenger RNA from Seminavis robusta, 348 nucleotides. The record is from the annotation of a GenBank genome assembly. Lineage: Eukaryota; Bacillariophyta; Bacillariophyceae; Naviculales; Naviculaceae.
AUGGCACCCAACAGUCCAGUCAACCGACGAUCUCUUUUGAAGAUGAUGUCGGAUAGCAGCAGCCACAACAACAACAUUGCUUCUUCUUCUUCCCAGAGUUGGCACGACUUCCAUCGGCAGUACCACUCCCAUGAUUACCACUAUUCUGCCAAGAACGAAGAUUUUAUGUUUCGUCAUCCUGACGGUUACAUGCAGCGUCGAAGAUCUUCUUGCGAGAGCCCUCCUCACGACCGUCCACAACAACAGCGACGUUCUUCGCACUUUUUCAAGAAGGCUCCCACCAAUGCCAAAGCCACCACCGGCAAGCAAUCCCGACGUUGGUCCUUGUUCGGACUGAAUCGAAAUUGA